This is a messenger RNA of Brassica rapa (field mustard), 742 nucleotides long. RefSeq lists its product as uncharacterized. NCBI's taxonomy places the organism in Eukaryota, Viridiplantae, Streptophyta, Magnoliopsida, Brassicales, Brassicaceae. The record is from RefSeq and is a predicted model, not a curated record.
GUAGUUCUUAUAGUCUGCUUGACUCGGUGCCGGCACUGGGCAGGUGUACCCACCAAUUCAAAUAACACGGUUACACGCAAACUCCGAGAAAACCCCCAAAUCUCCUCAAAUUAGGGUUACAAAUCGUUCAUCACACUUUGAACGCGAAUCGGGCAAAUUCGAUUUAUAGAUUGCAGGAACCAAUCGAUUCCACGUGAUGCCGUCGUUCUCGUGGAUCAGCAUCCCCUUACUCUUAUUGCUAUUCUGCUUGAUCGGCUCACAAGCUGCGGAUGAUCUCCCGGAGAAAUCAAGCGGUGGCGUAUGCAGCGGUGUUUCGGAUCCGGGCGGGUGCCCAAUAAACUGUUUCCGGGCGGAUCCGGUUUGCGGAGCCGACGGAGUCACGUACUGGUGCGGGUGUCCCGACGCGGCGUGCCACGGAGCUCGCGUGGUGAAAACGGGAGCCUGCGACGCGGGUAACGCGGGAAGCGCUUCUGUGCCGGGUCAAGCUUUGUUACUCAUCCAUAUCGUUUGGCUCUUCUUGCUCGGACUCUCUCUUCUCGUCGGUGCUUUCUGAAUGGAUUAGAUAAAUAAGAAAAUUGAUCCCAAUUCGUUUGUAGCUUUUUCUUUUGUCGUGAUUUAUAGAUCAACACUUGUGUUUGAGAUGAUUCAUGCUUCUGUAGAUCGUUCACACGUUAUGUGUUUGUAUGUGUAACGUUAAGUUGGUUUCUAUUAAGGGAUGUGUUUCCUUUCCUCUGUUAUAAUU